Molecule: messenger RNA, 2371 nt
Organism: Dryobates pubescens (Downy woodpecker)
Lineage: Eukaryota; Metazoa; Chordata; Aves; Piciformes; Picidae
Gene: HROB
Product: homologous recombination factor with OB-fold
Exons: 10
Coding region: 1-1938 (645 amino acids)
Biological process (GO): recombinational repair
Source: RefSeq, a predicted model, not a curated record
AUGGUAACGGGAAGGGGCUCGGAAUGGCUCCUCCGGGCCCGGCCGAGCGGAGGGAGGGAGCAGCCCCCGCCCCGGUCCCGCCCGCGCGUCCUGGGGUCUGCACGGGGCCGGGGUGCGCUCCGUAACCGGCCCCGCACGGCUCUAUCCCCCCGCCCGCAGGCCUGCCGCCUCCAGAAGCUGUUCGGAGCCGACGGGGACCUGGCCGAUGAGGAUUUCCUCUCUGCUGUGGAGGACGCAGAGAACCAGUUCGUGGUCCCCAGACACUUGUCACCAGUCUCUCCCCCUGUGCAGUCCCCAGCCCCUGGCCUGCAGCCCCUCCGCCCGCUGGGACCCCAGCUCAGUCACCACCCCAGUAAAGCCCCCAGCCUGCGGCCCCUCACUGGGCAGAGGGAGCAGCCCACAGGCUGCUGGGGACCCCCGACCAAGGGAGCAGCCCCCCAGGAUGAGCUGGACAAUGACCUCUUCCUGGCUGCCUGCAUGGAGCUGGAGGGACCCGAGCUGCCAGCAGGGGCUGGAGCUGCCCGGCCACCCCCAGCUCAGUGGGAGAAGCCCCCACGGACACACACGGGGCAGCAGAGCCCCCAGGAAUGGGCAGUCCCUAAGAAGCUGCAGGUGGGAGAGGAGCUGGACUCUUCCAGCUCUGGGGGAGCAGAAGACAGGCAGGACCCCCUGCCCACCCCACAAGCAGCUCCCACUCCCAAACUGGUGCUGCGGCCCAGCACAGCUGGUGCCUGUCCCCCCAGGCCACCCACCCUGCCCCAGGGAAAGCCCUGUGGCUCCCGGGGCUCCAUCCCCACUUCCAGAGGUCCAUCUCCAAGGCCUUUCCAAGCAUCCCCCUGCCAGCCAGUAGCAAGCAGCUCCUUGGGGCUGCAGAUGCCCAGGACCCCCAUGGCACAGGCUCCCCGGCAGAGCUGCCCCCAACCCCGGCUGCCCCCCAACCCUCCGACCUUGAUGACCUGCGUGGAGCCCCCACUGAGGCAGCCACCCAGGCCAGCCCCAGGCAACCUGCAGACACCUGUGGUCACCAACCACCUUGUGCAGCUGGUGACAGCAGCCAGCAAAGCACCCGGGGGUGUCCCUCGUCUCCCACCCCAGGGGAAGACUCGCAGGUUCCCAGGGCCUGCCGGGAUCCUGCCCCAGCAGCACUCUGGGAAGCUGCUGGAUGAGAUCCUCGUCUCUGCUCCCCAGACUCCAGCUCAUGGGGCGCUGGCAAAGCCACGGGCAGAGGGACUGCCCAGCUCCUCACCACCCACAGAAGAAGAUUUUGGGAAGGGCCCCUGGCUUGCAAUGAAGACAGAGCUGGAGCUGGAUGAAAGGGACCCCAGCUGCUUCCUCAGGACCUACAGCGUGGUCAUGGUGCUGCGGAAGGCAGCCUUGAAGCAGCUCCCAAAGAACAAGGUGCCCAGCAUGGCAGUGAUGAUCAAGACCUUGACCAGGACCAACGUUGACGCCGGUGCCGUGUUCAGGGACCCAACUGGAGAGAUGCAGGGCACAGUACAUCGCCUGCUGCUGGAGGAGCGACACAGCGAGCUGCGGCCUGGCUCCGUGCUGCUGCUGAAGCAGGUGGGCGUCUUCUCCCCCUCCCACCGCAACCACUACCUCAAUGUCACCCCCAACAACCUGCUCAAGAUCUACCCACCAGAGCCUGAGGGCAGCUUCUCACAACAGGAGGUCCCUGCCCAGGCUGGGCUAGUCCCAGACCAUCCCACACAGCCCCCAUGGGAUGCCCCUGCUGCUGGGGACUGGGGACAAUCAAGGAGAGGUGGCUAUGGCACAGAGCAGGCUUCUGGUGGCUUCUCCCUGCACUCGCAGAGCCCUGGGCCUGGGCAAGAAGAGCUGAUGGGAGCUGAUGGCUGUGACAUGGAUGACCUGGAUGGGCUCCUGGGUGAGCUGCCAGAGGAUUUCUUCUCUGCUCCAGCCCAAGCUGACUGCUGCUGACCUCAGGGAGCUGUGGUGGGACCAAGGAGAUGGUAACUGCUGGCAGGGCCUGGGCUGCACUGUGGCCCUAUCAAGGAGGCUGAGCACACUGGUGAAGCACAGUGCCCCUCCUGCUCCUCUCUCUGUAUCUCUGGUGUGUUUGUGCUGGAGCCAAGAAGCUUGGGGGACCUGGGGAGUCUUGGGGGGACAUGGCCUCAGUGCCUCCUCCCUCCUGGGGCAGGCUGGGCCCUCUUGGCUCCCAAACCUGCAUUAAAGGUCUGUUCUGUUCCUGCCUUGCCCUGUCUGCUUGUGUGUCAUUGUCCCCUCUGCCACCACAGAGAGCAGUGCCCCUGUCUCUUUGCUCAGCCACAGCACCACAAACCCUUCCUCCAUGUGGGUCCCUGCUCUCUGUUUCUGCCCCAGGGCUCUCACACAGCCUCAGCCUAAGCCCCAC